Messenger RNA from Lagopus muta (rock ptarmigan), 8732 nucleotides. RefSeq names its product transcription factor 3 (gene TCF3). NCBI's taxonomy places the organism in Eukaryota, Metazoa, Chordata, Aves, Galliformes, Phasianidae. Gene Ontology annotation, molecular function: RNA polymerase II cis-regulatory region sequence-specific DNA binding; protein dimerization activity; DNA-binding transcription factor activity, RNA polymerase II-specific. Gene Ontology annotation, cellular component: transcription regulator complex. The transcript is spliced from 18 exons. The record is from RefSeq and is a predicted model, not a curated record. Gene Ontology annotation, biological process: regulation of transcription by RNA polymerase II. Bases 2194 to 4101 code for a protein of 635 amino acids.
CUUUAACACUAGAAGUGGGAUUUGUGCCCAAGGAGGGGGGAGUCAGGGCAUACUGGGGAGCUCCUGCUGCCUGUUUUACAGCCCUGAUCCCCCCUGGUUGAGCACAGCCUCAUCCCAGCACCUUCCCUUUGGUACAGAGCACCCCAGGAGCGCGCUGAAGGCAGAACAGCUGAAGAAGAACUUCAGCCUUGUGGUCAGCAGAGAUCCUGUGUGGGUCCUCUCGGUUUCUGUUAGUUCAGAACUCAAAACUGAGCCCUUGUUUAUUUUUAAGCCUCUGUUUCUGGUCAAGGUGUCCACAAGCCUUUGCUUUCCCUCUCUUUGCUGCCCCUCUGAACCCUUCCCAGGGGGCUGUGCCCCAAAUUUGAGGGGGCUUAUGGCACAGAGAUGCUGCUCUCCUGGCAUUGCUCUCCUGAUGCUGCCUGGCCCCAUGCAAAAAAAAAAACCCAUGAACUUUGUCCAGAUGGAAUCCCACAGCUCAGGAAAUGCUGCUUGGAUGUGAGCAGAAGUGGGGAAACGAGUGGUGAAUUCUGCCCUGUGGGGUUUCUGUGCUCUUUGUGGCUCCUUGAGCUUCUCCAGGUUUAUGCUUGUGUGGAACAUCAGGUGUGGGUCUGACCCAGCAGUGCUGUGCUGGGCAUGGGGCAGAGGUGAUGCUGUGCGUGCUCCCAUUUGGGGAGCUGAUGUCUGGGGUCCUCCCAGUGCUGUUUGUCUUGUAGCAGCCGAAAUCAGAGGUCCUUUGGGCCGGGAGCUGAACUGUUGGUAAGAGCUUAUCCCACAUCACAGAACCACAGAAUGGCCAGGGUUGGAAGGGGCCUCAAGGAUCACAAAGCUCCAACCCCCUGCCAAAUGCAGGGCCGCCAACCUCCACAUUUAAUACCAGCCCAGGCUGACCAGGGCCCCAUUCAACCUGGCUUUGAACACCUCCAGGGAUAGAUGGGGCAUCACAGCCUCUAUGGGCAGCUGUUCCAGCACCUCACCACUCUCAUAGCAAAGAACCAACAACAUGAGGUGAGUUUGGGUUGGUUGCAGAGCCAGAUGGGAAUCCAGGAGGGUCUUUGCAUGCAGCCGUGCUGCUUUGCUUCUCCUCCUCAUCCCUCCAAGGCUUUGGAAUGACGUUCCCCAAGGCACAGCACCCCUGUGCUGGUUCCAUCCCACCCUACAGCACUGGGAGGUUGGUGUGAGCAUCACUGCCUCUUCCAGCCCUUCUGGGUCAGUUCUGAAAUAGAGAACAGCCCUUCACCCCCAGUUCACUUAGUCCUUUUCAAAGCACUGUGGUUUUUCGUUCCGUUUCCUUUAAAUAAUGUUCCACAAAGUUGAAACCGUAGGGCUGGUGCUUUUUUUUUUUUUACCCAAAAUGAGAAAACUGAAAGAUGAACAAGCUACAUUGUGGUUUGGAUGGCAGAAUCGAACAGAUUUCUGUGCUGGAGACUGCAGGGCUCUCCAGCCAAGUGGUCGUGGAUGGAGAACACAGUGGGUGGUGGCAGAGCUGGGUUGGUUCAUGCAGGUACUCAAGGGAUGAUUUUUGUGUUGUGCCAUAGGGCUGUGUCAGCUCCGGUCGCACUUCCAGCACUGCCUUCAUUUUUGGGCAAGUCUCUCUAUAGGUACAAUAGCUCGAAACGGUUUUGUUCCCUGGAGAGAGAGGCUUUGAGGUUUGAACAUUUAUAAAACGCUUUGAGAUCUGCAGAUAAAGGAGAACCAGACAAUAAGCAGCCAACGGAGCCGUGCCAGACAAAUCCCCCAUAUCACCACAACAGAGCCGGGCAGGAUGGGGUGGGGAUGGCUUUUGUUAGAGGGCAAACAGCCUCUCCAAAGCUGCCAUGUGGACGUGAUUGGAGGGGUGCAGCCAAGCCCUGACCUUGGCCGUUCACAGAGCUGGUGCCAAGGGGAUCACAGCUGUGGGUAAGGGCGCUUUGAGCUUUUCCCUGCGCUUCUCAUUGCCCGGGAUGCUCUUUGCCUGUUUUGCUCCAUGUUCUCAACUCCCCAGGCAGGGCAUCAUAAACCACCCCCCUCUCCCCCCUCGGUAAACUUAAUCCACACCAUAAACCUCGUUAACUUUCUUUUAAGUGCCUCUGCCUGUCCUUAGAGUGAACUCUGCCGUCCCCAAACAAAGGCAGCGGCGGUGGGCAGGGACGGGGCGGCCGGAGGAGGAGCGCAGGGAUGGGACGCUGAGCGCAGGAUUGCAGCUGUGUUGUGGACAUGGCAGCACUGCACGGACUGCACAGGGGUUUGGAUGAAAGACCGGGAUCAGGUUCCUGGGGAACGGGAGAUCAAAACAGCUCCACGUUUGACCAAGGAAGGCAGAGCUAUGGUGAAGGCCCCCAUUAUGGUGAGCACCGGGACCUGCCGUCGCACAACAGCUUGUCUUCAUCUCCAUUCCUGGGACCUGGACUAGUGGGGAAGAGCGGUGAAAGAGCCUCGUACUCCACUUUUGGAAGAGACGCCGCCGGGAUGCCAGGGCUGAGCCAGACUGGUUUCCUGCCCAGCGAAAUGGGAAUCGCCAGUCCGAGCACGCUUUCCCCCACCGGAGUGAAGGGGGGGUCUCAGUAUUUUUCUUACCCCAACAAUCCUCGCAGGAGAGGUGCUGAGAGCAGCAUAGCAGAUGGACAGCCCAAAAAGGUUCGGAAGGUGCCUCCUGGACUCCCCUCCUCGGUGUAUCCAUCCAACUCAGGUGAUGACUACAGCAGGGAUCCGGCUGGAUACACUCCCUCAAAACCUCCCAGCACUGUAUACCCCGGAGCCUUCUAUAUGGCAGACGGGCUUCACAACUCGCCAGACCUGUGGAGCUCCCCUGGUGCCAUGAGCCAGUCCAGCUACGGGGCCAUGCUGGGCAGUUCCUCCUCCCCUCUCCCACAGUCUGCCAGCUUCAACAGUUUACAUCAGCACGAACGCAUGAACUACCAGCUGCAUUCAGGAGAGGUGAAUGGCGGGCUGCCCUCCGUGUCAGGCUUCUCCUCUGCCUCCACCCCAUAUGGCGUCUCCAGCCACACACCGCCGAUCAGUGGGACCGAGACCAUGAUGGGUAACAGAGGAACCACGGCUGGGAGCUCGGGAGACGCUCUUGGGAAGGCACUAGCUUCAAUUUAUUCCCCAGAUCACUCUAGCAAUAACUUCUCAUCAAACCCCUCCACACCGGUCGGCUCCCCGCAGGGCCUUGCAGGCACAUCCCAGUGGUCUCGAGCGGGCGGACAGGGUGCCUUAUCUCCCAGCUACGAAGGGAGCCUCCACACUUUACAAAACAAAAUGGAAGACAGGUUGGACGAAGCCAUCCACGUGCUGAGGAAUCACGCCGUGGGCCAGACGGCCGCCAUGCCAAGCAACCACGGGGACAUGCAUGGGCUGCUGGGCUCUGCUCCCGCACACAGUGCUGCUGUGGGCAGCCUGGGCCAGGCCUUCCCUGCCUCUGUCAUGUCCCUGGGGGGUCGACACCCCAGCCUGGUGGGAGGAGGUCACCCUGAAGACGGGCUGUCCAGCACCCCCAGCAUGCUCCACAACCAUGUCACACUUCCAUCACAGCCCAGCUCACUCCCUGACCUCAACAGGCAGCAGGACACGUACAGUGGCUUGUCAGGGGGGCUGGGGCGAAGCAGCGUCUCCUCGGGAACCAACGAGAUAAAGAGGGAAGAGAAGGAGGAUGAGGAGAACACAUCAGUGGCAGAUAACUCUGAAGAGGAGAAGAAGGAGCUGAAACCCUCCCGGAAUAGAACAAGGUGCUCUUUGAACAGUCAAGAUGAGGAUGAGGAGGACGAUCUUCUUCCCCCAGAGCAAAAAGCCGAGAGAGAAAGAGAAAGGAGGGUCGCCAAUAAUGCCCGUGAGCGCCUGCGGGUCCGGGACAUCAACGAGGCCUUUAAAGAGCUCGGACGCAUGUGCCAACUCCACCUAAACAGCGAAAAACCACAGACCAAACUGCUAAUCCUCCACCAGGCCGUAUCAGUCAUACUGAACCUGGAGCAACAAGUUAGAGAGCGCAAUCUGAACCCCAAAGCUGCCUGCUUGAAACGUCGGGAAGAGGAGAAAGUAUCCGGAGUGGUGGGAGACCCCCAGAUGACACUUUCAGCUUCGCAUCCUGGUCUCGGAGACGCUCACAACCCCGUUGGACACAUGUAAAGAUCCUUUUGUUCCUCUGGACGCGGAGAUCCACAGGAUGCGAAUCCUCGCUGCGAUCUGCGACCUUCCCGACCCAUAAACUUUAGUCCUGCUCAUACUGACACACGUGGACGGAUCCUGGCGUGACGUAAGGGGUGGAAAAACACUUUGAAACGCAAACAAACAAACAAACAAAAUUGCCUUAAGUAUAAAGCGCGGAACAGUCAAUACAUAUCACUCAGUUAGGAGGGGGUGGCGUGUUCUCUUGGCUUGUUCACAAGCAGCCAGCAGCAAAAUUGUGCCUAAGCUUCGUAUUUCUCUCUCUUUUUUUUUUUUUCUUUUUUUUUUCUUUUUUUAAACAAACAAACGAAAAGAAAAAGAAGGAAAAAAAAAAAAAAAGAAAAAAAAAAGACCAUUAGUGACGAGGUUUUUUUACGUAGAACAAAUUAGCGACGCCUUUUGGGCUCUGUGUUUUUUUUUUGUUCUGUUUUUUAGCUUCUUUUGCCUAUGUUUUGUAAGCGACGAAAAGGAACUUUUUUGGGCUUUGUUUUAUUUUUGUUUGUUUGUUUUAUUUGUUGUUUCGUUUGGGGUUUUUUGUUCUUUUUUUUGUUUUUUUUUUUUGUAUAAAAAAAUGUCUUGUACCCCCACGCUUUUCUGCUGCUGUUUCUAUAGUUAACGUUGCAUCUUUAGGAUCAACCAGAAUAUUAAAAUUGUAUUAAGAGAGACUGGAUAUAAAGAGAGGAAUUCUCACAUUCGGCUCUGAAAGCCACUAAAAGCGAAUGUAGCCACAGCAAGGAGGUGUUGGUCCUUGCCCGGCUUGUACCUUCCAUGACAAAACAAACUCGUGCUGAAUUCUCCAUCUUUUUGCUUCGGCCACUUCUGAUUUGGGAGAAGGAAAUCAACCAGCGGCCUGCAGCAGCUCCUCCCAGGAGGAAAAAUCCCCCAUUGCGGGGCUGCGCCGGCUCCCCUUCGCUCCUGUUGGGUGCUGGCCCAGGAGCGCCGUGAUGGGAGGACAGGAGCACGGGCUGUGGAAGGGAACAGAGGAUGGCUGCGUUCCCAAGGUAAGCAGAGCUGCUGCAGAUGAAAGCUGCCCACGCCUGCAAGCGGCCGCCUGGAGCCCGAGGCUCAUCCAGAGGCAGCGCUGAACAAAGAUGACCGAACAAAGCUGGAGGCAUUGGGAAGAUGCGGUGGCAGAUGAAGCAGCAGCGUUGAGGACGCAGUGCCUGGUGCCGUGGGAGCGGAUGGACGCACAGACACAGGCAGCUCAGCCCCCUGCCGUGGCUGCGGUGGGAUCCCAGCCCAGAGUCGCAACCGUCGGGAAGCGGCAGCUCUGCAUCGUGCUGCUGCAUCUCCUGGAGGUCACACUGUGCCCAUCCUGCCGUGGGGCAGCCAAUAUCAUCUGCAUAGGCAGGAAAGGAAGGCAGCAGUGGGCACCCACCCCACACAGCACUCCGGCAGCCAAGCUGUGCUGCUCUCCCUUCGCUCUGAGCCGCACCGGGUCACCCCAGAUGUGCCCAGCAGGAGGAGAGCCCAAAGCAAGAAGGCUGCAGGAGGUGCUGAGCCCUUCUGAUGUUGGCAGUGGAAGAUCAUCCGCCGGGAUUCUGGGUUGUUUUUUUUUGUUUCUUCCCUUUCCUUCGCCAAAAUCACUUCCAAAAUGUUUUCUGCCCGCUUCUUUCCAGCUCGGUGGGCUGAUGGUGUCAGUGCUCCAGGACGAUGCCAUCCCCCAUUCCAGCAGCAUCUGCAGUGCCCUGGAAGUGGGUCAGCUGCCUCCAUGGGGCAGGACAGGCCGUGCGGACAGCAAGCAGGGUCUGUCUGUGUCCUUUGUUUUUGGGCCCUGUGUUCCUGGGAGAGCUGUAUUGCUUCAGUACAGGGAGAGGGAAGGGCUAGCAAGCAGCACUGGGUCCUGUGGCAUUUCCUUGGUGUAACCUUGUGCUUUGUAGCUCCGCUUCGUGCUCUGGCAGAGGUUGCUGGAAGCACUCAGGAUGUUGCUCAUCAUGGCAGUAGCUCAGAAUGGGGCUGGGUGCUGGAGCAGGAUGGGAUCAUCUCUCCCUGCUGGGACUCUGCAAGGUGUAGGAGGCCAUGUUGGAUGCUUCUGGCUUUCCCUGCUCCCAGCAUCACGUCUAUGGAGUGAGACCUGAGAGCAGGGCAGCCUCCUGCACCGCGCCGUGAGCUCGCUGGCUUACAGCACUCCUGCUCUGGGUUCUGCCUGUGGGACAGCCCUGCAGCAGAGCUGGGUUGUCCCCGUCCCCCCCCCCCCCCCAGAGCACCCUGCAAAAUCCCAGCCCUGCGAGCCCAAAACCAUGCAGAAAGCUUUAGAAGUGCUUCCCUGACAUGUUGAUUUAGCAACAAGAAUUUGAGAAGGUGGUCGUGUACAGAUGGAUUGAAAGAAAAUCUCCGAUUUUAAAAGGAAAAAAAAAUCUUACAAAAAAUCCAUAAGCUGUCAGCAAAAUUGAAGAUUUCUUGUUAGCAAAAAGUAGCCAACUUCUUGGCAGGGCACAGACAAAGGGCCCUCGAGCACAAACCGCGCUGUGCCAGAGCUUGGGGAGGUUUUGGUGCCUCUGUUCUGCACAGGGCAGCACAGUGGGGACGUGGCAUUGCUGUGCCUCUGCUCGUGUCUCACCCUGCAGCGCUGAGCUGCAGGGCAGGAGCUGGGUCACAGCCUGUGCACCUCGGGGCUGGGAGCAGCAGAUGCUCUGCUGGAGCUGGGGCAGUGCAGGAUUGUGCUUUGCCGUCCCCAUCGCUCGGGGGAUGGGAUCUGUCUGCUUGGCAUUGGGAGUUUUUGUCCCCUCUGGAUGAGAAAUGCAGAGUUGCGAUGUGGGACCUUCCCAGCUGUCAUUUGGGCGAGCAGCCGGCGCGGUGAGACGGUUUCUUUGAGGUUAUGCUUGAGCAGGAAGGGCAGAAGCAGGCUGGGAUUUCCCCAGGAGUCUGCAAUUUCAGGUUCAGUGCAGCAGCCUCUCUCAAAGGCGCUUUGUGUCUGAGGCAUCUGAAGCCAGCAGAGCCCUCAACCCCCUCAGCUGAGGCCUUUGAGAGCCAGGAGGCUUCUGAAUGCCCGUUCCCAUUCCCUCUGUCCCUGAGUUUUGCCUUUAUGGAGUGAUGUCUCAGUGGAGCCUGCAGCCCUGCUGCGUGCUGUGCCAGCCCCUGGCCUGGGGCUUUAGAAUAGAGCUGGGGAUGGGGAGGAGAAGCAGCACUGGGCUGGGACAAGCAUGGCCAACCCACAGCAAGCCACGGCCGCUGGAUUCCCCAUUCCUGCUUAACACCAGCACUAGCAAGACCUGAUCGCUGUACACAGGCUUGCACGAGGUCUUUGCCCUGUUAAAUCCUAUGCAACCCCCUCUCCUCUCCCUCAGGGCCCUGCAGGUCCCAGCCCAGCCCCUUCUCUCUGCUCUGUGCCCGCCGAGCCCCGGUGCUCUCAGGGCGCAGCUUCAUUUCCAGCAGCUCCAAAAGCAUUUCCAGACCUGUGCCCUGAGACCGCGGGUCGGAUGAGCGGCGAGAAGCAGGAGCAGCUCCCAGCACUGACCUGGGGGGGACCCAGGCCUGUCCUGGGGCUCUUCAUGCACGCUUCCCCCCUCCUGUGCCUUCUGCACGCUGCUCCACCAGCAUCCUCCACCCUGCAGUGGUUGGGAACGGAGCUCUUGGGCUGCUCUGCCGGCACCCGGUUCAGCUGCUCUUCCUUUGGGCAGGAGCAGGGGCUCCAAGCCAGUAUUUCUGUCCCUGGGUCCCGUGCCACCAGCCCCGCUCCAGCUCGGCACCCGUUGCAGUGGAAGGAGGGCAGAGAAAAGCCCUCUCAGCCCCUUACACCCGCAGCUGCAGUGGGGAAGCAGCGGGGCUUUACGCCCCAAACCCGGGCUGUGCUGAGGGUGCAGCAGAGCAUCCCUGCAGCCGUGCUGCCUCCCCACGGCCCCAAAUCACCCGAAAGCCACCAGCGUCCAAGCAAACAGCAGCAGGGGGACGUGGGGAGGCUCCCCACCAGCAGCUUUGGGUUGUGGGGUGAGAGGGGCACCAAGCUGGGGGGGUGGGAGCGAUUCGUUUUGCAAGGAGCUGGUUGGCAAAACGAAGCAUCCCAUGGUUUGCUCUUUCUAUAUAUUUUUGUAGGACAGGGCGGGAUGGGAGAGCAGAUGGGAGAUGGCUGCAGAAGUUAUUUUUCACCCCAUAUAAAGUUUUAGGUUGGUUUCGGGGUGGGGUUUUUUUUUUUUGGCCUUUAAAUAAGAAAAAAGAAAGAAUAAUAAUGAAAUGGUCCUUGCUUUUGAUGUCUAUGCUGCCUACCUGUAAAUCCAGAUGUACUUAAGUGGCUGAAAUCCUUGUUCUUAAAUCAGAUACACAUUAUAGUUUUGAACUAUAUAUAUAGUAAAUAUAUAUAUAUAUAUGCCUAACCCAGCAAAAAUUAAGAAAAAAAAAUAAGAAAAUAAAGUAUUUGGGGGUGGGGAAAUGCGUUGCUCUUUGAAAUGAAUCACAAUUGGGGGAUGAAAUUGUGUUUCUGAGUGCCUCGAGAUAAGAAUUGUUUUCAUUUUUUUAAAUAAUUUUAUACAAGUGUCAAAACAGCUGGCUGGAUUAUUUGGAAUUUUUAAAUAAUCCUAACUUUUUUAAAGUAGAUUUUGAGAACUGUCCUGUAUAUAACAGUAAUGUAGCAAUAAAUGUGACAUUUUAUAACAAUA